Hibiscus syriacus is the source of this 1198-nucleotide messenger RNA. RefSeq lists its product as uncharacterized. Lineage: Eukaryota; Viridiplantae; Streptophyta; Magnoliopsida; Malvales; Malvaceae. The transcript has a single exon. The coding region runs from base 69 to 1112 and encodes 347 amino acids. The record is from RefSeq and is a predicted model, not a curated record.
UUCUCCCCAAGCUCAGGAAAAGGAGACUGCAUCUAUCUUCGUCUACCAGUUUCCCUUUUGUUGUGGCAAUGGGUUGUGUUUCAUCUAAUUUGCUGAACCGGGAUGACGAGUUCACUCAACUCGGUAGCACAGCAUUCGGUCACCACAUUGUUUCACUCACUUCCACCACGUAUGGGCUACUCACUCUUGACCCCCCGUCGCAAUCCACCACUACGCCGCCCUCUCCAGACCCAUCUUUCGCCUCCGUAUCCACCUUCGGUGAGUCCAAAUCGCUCUGUUCAGAGACCAGACUCGUCCCUCUCCAGCCCGAGAUCAUUAACUCCUGGGAGCUCAUGUCCGGGCUCGAUGCCGAUAGCUUCCGUUUCUCUCCAAUUCUGAACCCUAUUAUUGUAAAAAGCGGCGGCGUUCCAAAGCGGCGGAUCUCACGAUCUUCGCUGCUGGAGAAAUUCCAGGCGGAGAGCUUCCGUUUCCCUAACACACUGCUCCCCGAAAAGGAAAACGCCGAUCCUAAUUUAAACAAAAAAGGCACCUUCACGAAGACUCCUCUUUCGAGUUCUUCACCGCAGCACAAAUCCGAUUCCGGAAGUGAAUCUGUUUCGAAACCAUCGGUGCUCGACAAAUUCGAGAAUAUAUGUCCACCAAACGGAGAAAACAGAGUGGUGCUUUAUACGACGACGUUGAGGGGAAUCCGUAAGACAUUUGAAGACUGCAACGAGGUUAGAUCAGCGAUUGAAGGUUACGGGGUUGUUAUUUGCGAGCGGGAUAUUUCGAUGGAUCGAGGGUUCAAAGAAGAGUUACGGGAAUUAACGAAAGGGACAAACCAAGCGACGCCGCCGCAGGUUUUCAUUAAGGGGAGGCACGUUGGGGGAGCGAAGGAAGUGAUGAGGAUGGUGGACGAAGGUUGGUUUGGGGAUUUAAUUAAGGGUUUGCCGAAGAAAAGAGCAGGGAAGGUUUGUGAUGGGUGUGGGGAUGUGAAAUUUUUGCCGUGUUUUCGGUGCAACGGUAGCUGUAAGAUGGCGGCGGCGACACCAGCGUCGGGGAGGAGCACGGUGGUGGUCAGGUGUACGGACUGUAAUGAGAACGGUUUGGUCCUUUGCCCCAUCUGUAGCUGAUAAAUUGAAUCAUUGUAUGGUUUACAUUCAGUAUAUUUAAUAUCUAAGUGUUCGAUUGCAUGUUUAGCUGAUUAAUCUCUUUUUGA